Molecule: messenger RNA, 806 nt
Organism: Rhinichthys klamathensis goyatoka
Lineage: Eukaryota; Metazoa; Chordata; Actinopteri; Cypriniformes; Leuciscidae
Gene: org
Product: oogenesis-related gene
Exons: 6
Coding region: 122-766 (214 amino acids)
Source: RefSeq, a predicted model, not a curated record
CCGCACAAACCGCAGUGGGCUGGAUAAACGCACGUGGUUUAAUUAGCACGUGCAUGGUUGCUUGUAAAUUGGCGGGGAAUCGCUUUUACACAGUCGGUGGAUUAAUUCAGAGAGCAUCGAGAUGACUAACCAGUGCAACUACACCGUUGAGUCAGAGAACACUGAGGGCCAAGAGAAGAAAGCUGUGUCGAAGAGAGGUGGAGUCGUUUCAGCCGUCCUCUGUCGGAUUUCACAGUCUUGGCCAGUCAGUUUGACUAUGCGGGCUCUCCGUGGCUUCUGGUGGCUGUUUGGCUUCUCCACACCAGUGAAGGCCAUCUCUCCAGCUGGUGAGGAAAAAGGCGGAUCCCCUAAAGAAAGACCGUGCCGAACGGUCCGGAAGCGUCUCCACAGGGUCACACGGCUGCUGUUGACCAUCCUGCCCCGCCGCAUCCAGAGAGCUCUGGGUUAUCCGGUCUGCACCAGCAUUGGCUGUGCUGUGUCCCCGGAGGUGAGUUGCUCCCCUGCCAAGCCUUGUGGCAAAGGCAGCAAGAGAAAGCAGGAUGACCUGGAUGAGGAAGAGGACUUAGAUCAGCAGUCCUGGGUGGAGGCGCUCACUCAGGAACUGGCCGAGGAAGACCAUGUAGUUGAUCCAGAUUAUGAGCCCAGUGGAGUUGAGACGGACAGUGAGGAAUACCGGUCACACAAUGACACUGAGAGUGACUUGGAAAUAGAGAAGGGUGUCGUGGUAAUCAAAGACUUGGAGACGGUAGUUCCUCCUGAGGCCUAGUGAUGGCAGUAUGUACUAAUACUAGUAUGCAAAUCAAGAA